Coniosporium apollinis CBS 100218 is the source of this 1926-nucleotide messenger RNA. RefSeq lists its product as uncharacterized. The record is from RefSeq and is a predicted model, not a curated record. The coding region runs from base 1 to 1926 and encodes 641 amino acids. The transcript is spliced from 2 exons. Lineage: Eukaryota; Fungi; Ascomycota; Dothideomycetes.
AUGAUCAACGUACUUCGAUUUUCGGAGAAUCUGGAAGAGCGUGAUGACCUGGGCGCAUCGGCGAGCAGCAGCGGGUCUAAUACUACCACUUCGAUCCCACUCACACAGUCGAAUCUGAGCCAUCUUGACGAAGGGUACGGCUCGAUAUCGCCGUCCGUCAGGUCAUUCCACCAGUUCAAUCCCCUGUCUAGGGCCAACGGCUCACCAGCACUCCAAGGUUAUCUGCCCAAUAUUGACGAUUUCACGAUGCCGAUUUCCGCAGGUGCGAGCGACACCGGCUCACCGUCCGGCCUCCUUUGUCGAGAUCCAGACCGGCUAGACUACUCAGUUUGGUUUCAGGCCCCAGCUCACGUCAAGGCGAAACGCGACGGUCAUGAGCUUGCAUACCGGCAUAACAUAGCGACACGUAACUUCAUCGCAUUGCUCUACGGUAAGCCCAUGGUGGGCCGGGAAUUACACGAGAUGCUCUCAGACCUACACUCCGCGAUGGUGACUUGCUACGAGCUCAACCCAGAGGAUCAGCGGCCGGACAUCACCCGGAUCAUCGUUCAGUACCUUCUGGAUCGGAAGCUGGACGAGGUAAGCGGUGACAUCGGCGCUGCUCUGGGACUGCUGCGAUGGUGUGAGCAGCCGCAUGUCAUGUGGGAGCAGGGCUACCUAGAAACAUUCGUCCACUGCGCGGGUAUGAUAUCUGAGCCUGUCAUCCAAGCUGGUCAGUUGCACUCGCUCUCAAGGGUCACGCUACACAAUCUCGAGACCGCCUAUACGGCUCUGCAGCUUGAGAUCAUCAACGCUGAAGAGAAGUUAGCGACGUUCGACUUCGCGGAAAUCUGGGAGGCCCGGAGCGUGGCAGCUAAUCAUCCCGCUUGCAAGGCCUUCAGUGCAUUUCGGAAGUUUCUAAUAGAAUUCUACGGGAGUAUCUACGGUGUCUGGCCUCCACAACCGGGAUCCAGCGGCCACUGGCUAAGCCGGAGGAUAGUCCGGCGGCUGCAGCAGGACUUUGGCGCAGUAUACGACUACCUGGUCGAUCGAGACAUCGUAUGGUGCGGUGACGAAGCGCGGCCGAAUCGCAAAUGGGAAAUGGUAAGCCGCGUCCCCAGACCGGAAGCGUUUCGUGCCGACAGCCCCAGUCUACCUAUUACCGACAUGUUGGUAAGCUUCGACUCACGUCACAAGUACGAGCACCUACCGCAGCCAUACCCUCUGGUACCGCAGGAUCUCCAGUCGCCUGUGAGGACGCAACCGGCGAAAAGAAGCUUCUUUAUCGGGCUGAAGAGGGCCAAGGCAGCAGCGGCGAGGGAUCCAAAGGAGCAGUUCCAGCUGUCUCUCGCUUUCAACGGCGCGACGAACAUCAACAGGCUCGGCACUGCAUUUGAAGUAAACGAUCUCGUCGACGCCCUCUCCCGCCACGAAAAGACGCUCGACCUUCGCAACGUUGCUCCCCAAGACGCCCGCAUAGGCCGCUGGAUCCUGCUCUACGGCAUCCUACAAGUCUUGUCCACGCUCUCCGUCGACGCGCACGGCCUCCAGCACGCCGGAGACGAGAUUGACUACUUCCUGAAUCCGAGCCUCGCAGGCUGUCCGCCCUGGCGCAAGCCCAGCAGUCAGUGCUUGCUGGGCACGGUGCUCGAGGCGACGCAAAGAGAUAGUUAUUGCUGGCGCGCGGUUGAGCGGUGGGAAGAGGCGGAGGAGUAUGGAGCCCCGAGGCCGGAGCUGGCGGACGGGAGGGACGUGGUUAGUGAGUUGGAUGGGAGAAGCUUGGAGCCGAGUCUUGUGGAGAAAAUGUAUUCGACCGAGCUAGGUAGGGAAGAGGUAAAGCCGGAAGUGCCGAAGAAGUCGCCGAGGAGGCUUAUGAUGGGGAGUGAGGGCGGGAAAGGGAAUGUGCAGGGGUACUUUGCUGAGGAGAAUGGGAGUGUCUGUGGUUGA